Messenger RNA from Acipenser ruthenus (sterlet), 5090 nucleotides. RefSeq names its product protein piccolo-like. The coding region runs from base 136 to 4227 and encodes 1363 amino acids. The transcript is spliced from 5 exons. NCBI's taxonomy places the organism in Eukaryota, Metazoa, Chordata, Actinopteri, Acipenseriformes, Acipenseridae. The record is from RefSeq and is a predicted model, not a curated record.
UCGCCUUCCGAACACGAAGCGAUACAGAGGCGAUCAGGUUCAUUCAGCGCAGCUAAAUGGGAAACAUAGGAAACAAGACAUAAACGGGAACAGAACUCUUUCUGGGUUGCGAGAGACGGAGGGGGAGGAGCUAACAUGGAGUUGGGGGCGGAGCCUGUGUCAGGUGUCUCCUCAUUGGGUAGAGCCUCGCAUGCUGGGGACCAGCCGAUACCAGUCUCUCCAGACUCCACGUCCGUCAGAAACGAAGAACUUCAAACCGGAGCCUCAAAACCUCAGCUGCCUCCCAAACCCAAAAUCUCCCCCAAACCGGCUCACCUCCUCGUCGCCCCGAAACGAAGCGGCGAGACGACGGGCGGGGGGGCACCCCCGAACCCCCAGGCUACUGAGCCCCCCCGCCGGUCCUCCCAGAGCAAGAUACCAUCCCACAAUGCACCGGGGGCCCCCGAGCUGCCUUCCGCCCACAGGAUGCAUUGCCUGGCUGGUCCCAGACCGUACGGGAAACCAGCGAACCCCAACAGCGUCCGGAUAGGAUUCCCCAGGCAAGCGCAGAGCCAGGGGACCCCAAAACUGACUCCCCCGGUCCCCACUUCAAAACCAGCCUCUCUGAAGAAUCUUAAUAAUAAUAAUAAUAAUAAUAAUAAUAAUAAUAAUAAUGUUAUUAGAACUGUUACUCCAUUCAGUUCCACUGCAAGUAACUCAGGACGGUCCCCAGACGGGAAUUUGUCAGGAAAUGAUGUUCUAGAUCCAGAAAUCGAUCCCUUUGGGAAAAGUCUCCCGAGACCGGAAAAUCCGGGUUCCGAGAGGAAGGCAGAAGUCCCGAGCGGCGAAAAUGUGGAGGCUGAACCGCCCGCGGAGGGUUUGAAAGUCUCAGACUCGCGACAAAUCCAAACCGGACCCCGAAACGAGCGAGCGACGGAAACGCCGGAACGGGAAGCUGAAUCCGGCGAGGAGGAUUUGAAAGCCGGAAGAUCUCGAGAAACCCGGCCGAGUUCUGCAAAAGCGGUUCUCGGUCCCGCACCGGAACCCGGUCCCGAUUGCCGGUCGGAGCACGCCGCUCCCGCCCGGAAACUCUUCCACGUCAAGCAGGUCCGGAUCGGGAACGAUCCCAAGAGGUUUCCUGGGACGACCGUCGACCAAGUCCUGGCUGAGAUCGAGGAAUCUAAGAUGCGAAAGCUCAGAGGGAAGGCGAUGGAGGUCCGGGAGCCGGGAUGCGACUCCGCGUUUCAGCGGAGAGUUUGGGAAGCCCCGGGGAGCCCCGGGUUUUUUAAGGGAGCUCCCCAAUACUCCUUUAUGAAUAGGGGGAGCCAGAGAGGAGGUUUGGGGUCACCGACCGGGCCAGGAGAGAAUCCCAUAUUGGGACAGGCUGGGAUGGGGAAGGAGGCUUCGAGACUGGAGGAAGAGUCCGGAACGGGUUUGAGGAAAGAUGACAGUUCGAGCGGGAAUCUCGUCGGGUCAAAUUCCGGUCUUGGCGAUUCGGGAUCGGUUGAUAUUGACGAUUCGAUUUCUGCUGAGAAUUCGGUUUUGAAAUCAAGUUCUGCUCCUGCUGAUUCAAGUCCAGGAGAUUCGAGAUCAGUUCCAGAUUCCCCCAAUGAUUCCGUUCCGGGUUCUGCUGAAAAUUCAAGUCGGAAAUCCGAUUCACAUCAAAAUCAAAGUCCUGGGGAUUUCAAUUCAGAAUCAAAUCUUUGCGAUUCGAGACCGAAUCUAGUUACCACUUGUUCGAUGUCACCUCCUGCUGAAGAUUCGGGCCUGAAAUCAAAUCUCAGUGAUUUCAUUCAAAAUCAAAGUCCUUCUGAUUUCACUCCAAGUCCAAUGGCUGCUGAUUUCGUUUCAGAUUCAAGUCUCAAUGAUUUCAAAAUAAAUCAAAUUGUAGAUUGUUCGAUUUCAAGUUCUACUGAACAGUCAAGCCUUCAGCAAUAUAUUGACGAUUCGAAACCAAAUCAGAUCUGUGAUUAUUCUGCUGAAAAAUCAGGUCCAGAAUCAGAUCUCGGUGAUUCAAUUCAAAAUCCUGCUGAUUUUAUCUCCAGUCCAGUUCCUGGUGGUUUAAUUCCAGAUUCAAGUCUGAAACCAGUAGAUCUUGGAGAUCCCAGUCCAAUUCUGAUAACUGGUGUUGAUGGGAAUUCAGAAUCAAAAUCUGAUGAUCUCGUUCGGAGUUCUGAUUUCAGUCUGCUUGCAAGCCUCUCUGAUUCCGCCAGCCAUCCCAGAUUAUCCGAGGAUCUGGAUCAAAUUCAGGAACAAGAUAUGCAGGUCUCUGAAGGCUCUCUCCCGGAUGCUCCUCCGUCGACUGUAAAAGGAAUCCCGGAAAACUCCGAUCCCAACGCGGAUCACACCGGCACGCCGGGCAGCAGCGUCUCCGGGGAGAGAUUCCCCAGCGUUGGGAACCCCCCGGAGACGCGCAGUCCAGAACCGGAACCGAAAAAACGCUCUCCGGUUCCAGGAGGUUCCGAAGGCAGGAGAAGCUCCUUGACUGAAUCCGAGGGUCGGGAUCCGUUCGCGCAGGAGUUCCGGGUCGCCGAGGAGCGGGGGGCUGCGGUCUCAGAGGAGGAGCUGGAAAGCCAGACGCCCGACUCCGGGGCUGAAGAUCUGGAAGGGAUCGUCGACACGGAAGACGCCGGAGAUCGGGGAAAGCAGACGUGUUUUCUGGAGGCGGAUUCCAGACAGCAGCUUGUAAGGAGUCAGGAUUCGGGCGACGUUUCUGAAGCCCGGAAGCUGAGAGCAGGACAGGGGGAGGCAGGAGAGAUUCUGGAAGACGAUGGUUCUAGAGCGCUACUGAUGACAAGUCCGGAUUUGUUGCAGACGCCGGUUGGCAUUUCUAGAGGACACGGCUUAGAGAAGAGACAGGGAAGCGCUGGUGUUCUGGAAGAGGGGGGUUCUAAGCUGUUGCCUAGUCCCGUUACGAAGUUCCCGACUUCGGGAGAGAAGGUAUUUGGGGGGCUGUUUGAGGUAGAGACUAAACCCUCACAGGAACCUCGUGCAAACCCGGAACUGCCCCAGGUUGAGUCUAGACCCGAACGUUCCGAGCUGACAGAAGUCUUGCAGUUGGAGGGGUGGCUGCGAGGGCUGGACACCCCCGAGGUAACCCUGAAUCCCGGAACUAGAUCUAGAACUGGGUCCACAGAACCAGAAUCUGGAGGGGAACCUAGAACAACGUUUCUUUCAGGGACAGAAGGUUGUCUCCUAGAUCUUUCAGGGGGCGCUCUGGAGAUUGGCGCGGCAUCUAGAACGGGAUAUUCCAACACAAAAUCGAAAUCUGACCCCUGGAUCCUGGAUCUUUUACAUCUUUCUGGUGGGGGUCUAGAACCUGAGACAGAAUCUAGCACUGCUCCUAUUGCUUUCCCUGCUGGAAAUAGUCUAGAUCACAAUCCAGACAUUCAGAAAGAAGCUAGUAUCGCCACAGCUGUUCAAAACCUAGAUCUUUUGAUUCAAUGGGAUCUAGAACCUGAGAGAGACUCUGGAACGGUGCCUUCUCGUGGGACGAUGGAACUUAUAGAUAUUUCAGAACCUGAAGCCAAAUCGACCAUAGAAGGCUUCAGUCUUCUAGAAGGAGCAAAGUGUUCUAAACCAGAAUCUAGAGCCCUAGAUAUUUUCUCAGACAGCGGCAUAGGAACAGAGAGCGAGUCUAGAACCGAAUCAUGUACUUCCACUAAAGAACCUGAACAGACCAAUCUCCUGAUACCAGAAUCAGAUUUCAGAACAGAACACAGUAACCUAGACCUUGUAGACUGCACUCUAGAACCAGAACCUAAAUCUAGAACCCCAUCAUCAAUCCUUUUGGACUCUCUGAAUGCCAGUUUGGAUUCCUGGCCAGAAAUUAGAAUGAUUGGAGGAAACCUAGAACCUCCAUAUGGUGACCUAGAACCUAGCACACUGCCGGAGAACCAAGACGACAGAGAGAAAGACCAGGAAGAUCGACCUAGAACACAGUCCACUUCCCACACAGGAGAGAGAAGUCUAGAUCAACUCCUUCUAGACGGGGGUCUAGAACUCAACAGAACCGACACCAAUGGUCUCUUAAGUCCAGAACCAGCUCAGGGUUUCGAAUGUAAAAGCUCUCCGGGGAGAAAUGCAGACGGUUCUAGUGUUCUAGACUCUAGUUCUGGAACCCUUCAUGGGAGACCUUCUUCAGAUAUCUCUGCUGUAGAUGUUGCAUCUUCUUCAGCGGGGGAGGAAGAAGAGGGGAGACACGAUGUGCCAAACAGGAAACGGUCACCCCAGUCACCCCGGUUUUAGAGAACAGCUGCCCGAUACCGGAUUCAAACACGGGCGCAGAGCGAACCCGAAAUGAUUCAAACCCUACCCAGCGCCCAUUUACCAGGGGAUGGGGGGUCCCUCUGCCAGACAGGACCUCAGUUGCCGGAAAGGGGACAAAGUUCCGAGGGUAAUUCUGAGACUGGAUCGGAACCCGACAAUGGAACCGAAACCAGCUGCCCUCCCCGAAUUUGGGAGCGGUGCCUGCCUUGUACCCCAACAGCCCCUUAUAAAGGAGAAACGUCCCGCGUCGGAAUUGAAAGGGGGACUUGAUACUAAAACCCAGAACGAACCUCCUGACGCCCCUGUUGAAUUUGGGACAGGUUCCACCCCUCCCUCUCAUCUCAGUUCUUAUGGAAGGGAAACGUCCCAAACGGGAAUCUCAGGGAACUGGGGGCUCAGAAAGGGCCCCCCAAGAAAACGACUCCAGACCUGCUUGAAACGAGCGAGGUUGAAGUUCCUCGCGGAAGCGACACAGAGCCCUGGAGGUAUGUUAUAUUCCACUCCAGGUUAAACCGGUACAACGAGAAGACCAGGAGUGGAAUCUCACCCCCCCAGGAUCGGGAUUGCCCAGCCCUGCAGAGUCUGGGUGUGGAAUUCCUGAGCGGCGACAGUUCAAGGUGUGGGGAAGGAGGGAGCGAGAGAAACGAGGAGGGAGUAAGAGAGAAACGUAAACACAGGCAAUGAAAGAGAAAUACAGGCUAGUGUAGUCUUCAGCUGAGCUGAGAGAGAGAGAGAGGGAGGAGAGAGAAAGAGGAAGUUGAAGGAGGGGAGAACGAAACAGACAGGAAAAGGUGAGCCAGUCACCAGGAGAGAGAGAGAGAGAGAGAGAGAGAGAGAGGAGA